Messenger RNA from Pseudomassariella vexata, 1581 nucleotides. RefSeq names its product general substrate transporter. Gene Ontology annotation, cellular component: membrane. Gene Ontology annotation, molecular function: carbohydrate:proton symporter activity. NCBI's taxonomy places the organism in Eukaryota, Fungi, Ascomycota, Sordariomycetes, Amphisphaeriales, Pseudomassariaceae. Gene Ontology annotation, biological process: transmembrane transport; carbohydrate transport. The coding region runs from base 1 to 1581 and encodes 526 amino acids. The transcript is spliced from 3 exons. The record is from RefSeq and is a predicted model, not a curated record.
AUGGCUAUCAUCGGAGGCCGCGAGGAGCUCGGCGACGCUCGCUUAACGAGGAUCGCACAAGGGGAUGAUCGGAAAUGGUACACCAAGAAGAAUCUAAGGACUUUGUACCUGAUUCUGGUGCCGUGCAGUCUUGGUGUUGAGUGGACUUCUGGCUUCGAUUCAUCAAUGAUGAACUCGCUUCAAGCGGUUCAAUCCUGGGUUGAUUACUUUGACAAUCCCACAGAAGGACGACUUGGUCUCCUGAAUGCCAUGUACUCGCUGGGGGCCCUUAUGGCCAUCCCCUUUGUCCCAUCUGUUUCGCAGUUACUCGGUCGCCGCUGGACCAUCUUGAUGGCUUCUUUGAUCAUGUGCCUCGGUGCUGGUUUACAAGCAGGCGCUAUCAACGUCGAUAUGUUUCUCGCCUCGCGCUGGGUCCUCGGUUUCGGCAUUCCCUUUGCCAUCGUCAACGCAUCCUCUCUGAUUGGCGAGCUGGCAUAUGCUAAAGAGCGGCCGAUUAUGACAUCGAUCUUCAACGCCUCAUGGUUCGUCGGCGCUAUCGUCGCGGCUGGUGUAACGUACGGCACGUUUCAGAUGAGUAGCACAUGGGCAUGGCGACUGCCCUCCAUGUUACAAUUCGUCCCGAGUCUCUGCCAGAUCGUCUUCCUGCCCUUCUGUCCGGAAAGCCCCCGCUGGCUCAUCUCCAAAGACCGUGGCGAAGAGGCUUUCGCCGUCCUACAAAAGUAUCACAGCGAAGGCGAGCACGGCGACGAAUUCGUUCGGCUUGAAUACGCCCAGAUCCAGAGCACCAUCGCCCAGGAACAGGAAGUGGCCAAGGCCUUCCUUUGGGCCGACGUCUUCCGUGACCCGCCCAUGCGACGUCGUUUCCUGCUGGCAGCUAUUGUGGGCUUCUUCAGUCAGUGGAGUGGAAAUGGGAUCAUCUCCUUCUACAUGAAGAAGGUUCUCAACCUUGUUGGCAUCAAGGACAACCUAACUAUUCAGAAGAUAAUCUUGGGAAAUACCUGCUGGGGCUUCAUCAAUGCUGUGCCUCUUGCCUUGAUCGCUCCUAGAUUCCGCCGUCGUCGCAUGUUCCUGACUUGCACAAUUGGUACCGCCUCUGUGUAUACCGUCUGGACGAUUGCUUCGGCGCGGUUUGCCAUUGAGAACUCCGCAAGGGCUGCGAUUCCUGUUCUGAUAUUCAUCUUCGUGUACUCGCCCUUCUACAACCUUGGCUGGAAUGCGCUGGCAUACACAUACAUGGUCGAAAUAUUCCCCUACUCCCAACGAUCACAGGGCAUCGCCGUUGAGCAACUGACGGUCCGAUUUGCCGUAUUCUUCAACACGUACGUCAAUCCGAUCGCACUUGACAACAUUGGCUGGAAGUACUAUAUUGUGUACUGUAUAUGGAUCCUGGUUGAGAUUGCCACGGUUUACCUGCUAUUUCCAGAGACUUAUAACCGAACCUUGGAGGAGUUGAGCUUCAUGUUUGAGGGCAAGGAUGUCCAGGACAAGGUGCAGCAUAAUGUCGACAAGCAGUUGGAGAUGGAACCUGUGAACAGAGUCAAAAAAGCACCCGACGGGAGAACGGAGCAGUCGAAGGCUUGA